Molecule: messenger RNA, 402 nt
Organism: Postia placenta MAD-698-R-SB12
Lineage: Eukaryota; Fungi; Basidiomycota; Agaricomycetes; Polyporales; Adustoporiaceae
Exons: 2
Coding region: 1-402 (133 amino acids)
Biological process (GO): dUMP biosynthetic process; dUTP catabolic process
Molecular function (GO): magnesium ion binding; dUTP diphosphatase activity
Source: RefSeq, a predicted model, not a curated record
AUGGACCUGUACCAAAGGCAAGUGGCCCGGCUAGAACUAAAGAAGGCUGUAACUACCCCACUCCCAGAACCAACGGAGGACGAAUUCGUCGUCAUCCCCACCUCAGAGCAUGCAACCCUUCCUGAACGGAAGACUAGCCUGGUCGGCACUGACCUUACCAUGACUAUUCCCAAGGGACACUACGGAAGAAUCGCACCUUGGUCUGGUCUAGCGCUAAAAGAAAUCGAUGUCGCUGCAGGAGUAAUCGACUCCGAUUACCGAGGCAAGGUCUCAGUCCUGCUGGUCAAUAACUCUGACCUCCCAUUCACCAUCAAAGCCGGCGACCGAGUUGCCCAGCUCAUCCUUGAAAGGAUAAGCACUCCAUGUCGCGACUUGAGGUCAAGCGACUUGUGGAAAACCUAA